Messenger RNA from Saprolegnia parasitica CBS 223.65, 2428 nucleotides. RefSeq lists its product as hypothetical. The transcript is spliced from 13 exons. Bases 1 to 2424 code for a protein of 807 amino acids. Gene Ontology annotation, molecular function: protein binding; S-adenosylmethionine-dependent methyltransferase activity. Lineage: Eukaryota; Oomycota; Saprolegniomycetes; Saprolegniales; Saprolegniaceae. The record is from RefSeq and is a predicted model, not a curated record.
AUGCGCGUCCUCGCCGUGCUCAUCCUGGUGAUUGCCAUGGCCAUGGCCAUGACGCCGUACGAGGCCAUGCGCGAGAGGUACCGCGCCAACGACAUGGCUGGCCUCGAGCGCGCAGCGCGCGAUGUACUCGCGGCGCCAACGCACGAUGAUGCGCAGCGCAGCCUCGCCUACGAGCUCUUGGGUGUUGCCCAGUAUACGCUCGGGAAUCUGCCGGCAGCGACCGCAACGUUUCGCGCCGGCGUGCGCUGGUUUCCCGACCAUGCGACCAUGUGGCUCCAUCUGGGCGACUGCUACUUGGGCCAGCUCAAGAUGCCACAGGCGCUCCGCGCCUACGAAGUCGCGAUCGUCGAGAAGCGAUUGAGCAACGACGUGAUCAAGCUCUUCAAGGCACGCAAUUGGGUUGCCAACUGGACCGACCACGAGCAUGUUGCUGACCACGUGCACGCGAUGGUGCUCCGCAGUUUGUCGCAGGGCACAUCCAUCUCCAACAUCGUCGCGUCCGACUGCUACGACCUUUCGCCGGCCGCGACGCUCGCGUUCGCUCGCCUCGCCCUCGCGGUGCAGACGUCCUCGCACCAGAUGCCGCUGCCUUGCGACACGACGGCGUCGCCCACGCAACUGAAACUCGGGUUUGUCUCGUCCGACUUUGGCCUGCACCCUAUCGCGACGCUCGUGCGGGGCCUCGUGUCCUACCUGCAGCGCGAUCCUCGCUUCGAGGUCUACUGCUUUGCGCUCUCGGACCAAGGCAGCUGGUGGCGCUCCAACAUCACGGGCGAGGUCCAUGCGAUGGUAUCGCUCACAGGCAUGAGUACAUUGGAGGCCGCGGAGACGAUCCGUGCCCACGGUAUCCACGUCUUGGUCGAUCUCAACGGCCAUACGCUGCACUCGGGGCUGCCAAUCCUGAGCCAUCGCCCGGCGCCGGUCCAGGUGAGUUUUCUUGGCUUUCCGCAGACGACUGGCGCCAGCUUCAUCGAUUACUUUGUCGUGGACGCGAUCGCGGCACCGCCACGCAUGGCCAGCGGCUUCUCGGAGAAGCUCGUGUACCUCCCGCUGAGCUACAUCGUCAACGACCACAAGCAGCUCAUGCUGCACGUGACGACGCACGCCCCGCCGUUGCGCGAGGACGCCAAGCUGCCUGCCUCGCCCUUCGUUUUUGCGACCUUUAGCAACUGGCAAAAAAUGGACCCGACGCUCUUUGGCAUCUGGAUGCGCGUGCUCCGUCGGGUGCCGUCGAGCGUUCUCUGGUUCAUGCAGUACCCGGGGCACGAGGCCGCCCGCGACAACUUGGUGGGCGAAGCGUUCGCACAGGGCGUCGAUGGAUCGCGUCGGCUUGUCUUUACUGCGCUCAGUCCAUGGAUCAAUCAUACGUGGGUCAAACAAGCCGCCGAUGUCGUGCUCGAUACGACGAUCAAGAAUGGUCACACGACGCUCGUCGAUGCGCUCUGGGCAGGUGUCCCCGUCGUGACGUUGGAAGGCGACCGCAUGAACAAUCGCGCCGGCAGCUCCGCAACGGCCUCGCUGCAUCACGAGCUCCACGCGACCAUGACGACCCACUCGCUGAAAGAGUACGAAGACACGGCAGUGUUGCUCGCGCAGUCGCAUGCACUCCGUCGUCGUCUCCGCGAUGCUGUGCAAGGCCACCGGACACAGAGCCUCCUCUUCGACACGUCAGCGUUUGCCUCGUACUUUGGUGACGCAAUGGUGGCGACGUGGGAUCGCAAGGGUGAGCGUCCCGCGCACGUCGCCGUGCCCUUGGCGACGUCCUGCGCGCAUUCAACACGGGACACCACCGCACGAACCAUCCGGGCGCUCAAGAAGAGAGACAAAGCGCCGAUCUUGCUUCACAUUGGCGGCCACACGCAGCGCGACGGCUGGCAGCUCGUCAACAUCCAGCACGCCGGCGCCGCGACGCCGGAUGUGCUGAGCGAUAUGCAAUCGUUGCACCAAUUCGCAAGCAGCUCGGUCACAGCCAUCUACUCGUCGCACGUGCUCGAACACGUUGGGUACGGCGCGGACGCAUCGUUUGCAGUCGCCACGACGCUUGCCGAGUGGUUCCGGUUGCUCUUGCCGGGCGGUGCGCUCUACUUGUCCGUACCCGACUUGAGCGUGCUCGCUUCGCUGCUGUUGGACCCAACCUUGACGCUAGAGGAGCAGCAUUUUGUGACGCGCAUGAUCUACGGCGGCCAAGUCGAUGCCUACGACUACCACAAGGCGGGCUUUACGCUGCCGAUUCUGCGCAGCUAUCUAAACGACGCGGGCUUUUGCAAGGUCCAGCACGUCCGUUCGUUUGGACUCUUUGCCGACACGAGCGACCUCGUCUUCCACGGCCGCGCCAUCAGCCUCAACGUCGUCGCUACCGCGUGCAAGCUCGGCACUACUGCCGUGGAUGUACACCUGCCCACGCUCCAGUAUUGGACCAAAUGAACAG